Messenger RNA from Onychomys torridus (southern grasshopper mouse), 3602 nucleotides. It is a transcript of the gene Slc4a5, whose product is annotated as solute carrier family 4 member 5. Gene Ontology annotation, molecular function: sodium:bicarbonate symporter activity; monoatomic anion transmembrane transporter activity; solute:inorganic anion antiporter activity. The coding region runs from base 1 to 2973 and encodes 990 amino acids. The transcript has 23 exons. The record is from RefSeq and is a predicted model, not a curated record. NCBI's taxonomy places the organism in Eukaryota, Metazoa, Chordata, Mammalia, Rodentia, Cricetidae. Gene Ontology annotation, biological process: regulation of intracellular pH; renal system process; monoatomic anion transport. Gene Ontology annotation, cellular component: plasma membrane.
AUGCUUAGCCCAGUUCUUGUCUCUUCCAGGUGGAUAAAAUUUGAAGAAAAGGUAGAGGAAGGAGGAGAACGAUGGAGCAAGCCCCAUGUGUCCACACUGUCCUUGCACAGCCUCUUUGAGCUCCGCACCUGCCUGCAGACAGGGACGGUGCUGCUGGAUCUGGACAGCAGCUCCCUACCGCAAAUCAUAGAUGAUGUCAUUGAGAAGCAGAUAGAGGAUGGGCUUCUGCGACCAGAGCUCCGGGAAAGGGUCAGCUACGUGCUCCUGAGGAAGCAUCGUCACCAGACCAAGAAGCCCAUUCACCUCUCCCUUGCAGACAUUGGGAAGUCGGUCUCCACAACACAUCGCAGCUCUGCCAGGAGACCCUGGGCAGGCCCGACUCUGCACCGCUCCACCGAGGACCUGAGGAUUCAGCAAAGCACCAGCUAUGGACAUCUGUGUCACGCCCAGAGUAGAAGCAUGAAUGAUAUCUCUCACACCCCAAACACGGACCAGCGGAAAAACAAAUUCAUGAAGAAGAUCCCCAAGGACUCGGAAGCCUCCAACGUGCUUGUGGGCGAGGUGGACUUCCUGGACCAACCAUUCAUUGCAUUUGUUCGCCUUGUCCAGUCUGCCAUGCUGGGAGGGGUGACAGAAGUGCCUGUCCCCACCAGAUUUCUGUUCAUUCUUCUGGGACCCUCCGGGAGAGCAAAGUCCUAUAAUGAAAUCGGCCGAGCCAUUGCAACCCUCAUGGUGGAUGAUCUCUUCAGCGAUGUGGCUUAUAAAGCCCGGAACCGGGAAGAUCUGAUUGCAGGAAUUGAUGAAUUUCUAGAUGAGGCCAUUGUCCUUCCCCCUGGAGAAUGGGAUCCGAACAUCAGAAUUGAGCCACCCAAGAAAGUGCCCUCGGCUGACAAGAGGAAAUCUGUGUUCUCUUUGGCAGAGCUGGGCCAGAUGAACGGCUCUGCGGGCGGAGGCGGUGCCUCGGCCGGAGGAGGCAGCGGUGGCGGAGGGGCUGGAGGUAGCGGGGCCGGCGGAGUGGGCAGUGGCGACGAGGCUGAGAUGCCAGCUAUGCAUGAAAUCGGAGAGGAGCUGAUCUGGACCGGAAGGUUCUUUGGGGGACUUCGCCUGGAUGUCAAGAGGAAGCUGCCCUGGUUCCCAAGUGACUUCUAUGACGGCUUCCACAUCCAGUCCGUCUCUGCUGUUCUGUUCAUCUACCUCGGCUGUAUCACCAAUGCGAUCACCUUUGGUGGGCUUCUGGGGGAUGCCACGGACAAUUACCAGGGAGUAAUGGAGAGCUUCCUGGGCACUGCCAUGGCUGGUGCCUUGUUCUGCCUCUUCUCGGGGCAGCCCCUCAUCAUCCUCAGCAGCACCGGGCCCAUCCUCAUCUUUGAGAAGCUCCUCUUUGACUUCAGCAAGGCCAAUGGCCUGGACUACAUGGAGUUCCGCCUCUGGAUCGGCCUGCACUCAGCCAUCCAGUGCCUUAUCCUGGUGGCCACAGAUGCCAGCUUUAUCAUCAAGUAUAUCACCCGAUUCACCGAGGAGGGUUUCUCUACCCUCAUCAGCUUCAUCUUCAUCUACGAUGCCAUCAAAAAGAUGAUCGGUGCCUUCAGUUACUAUCCCAUUAACACGGACUUCAAGCCCGACUCCAUCACCACCUACAAAUGCGAGUGUGUGGCUCCUGACCCAGUGAAUACAACCUCGGUCAAUGCCUCGGCCCCACCAACACCAAACACCAACACGUCUCUGUACACCCCCCUCAACCUCACAGCGCUGGACUGGUCCCUGCUGAGCAAGAAGGAGUGUCUGAGCUACGGUGGGCGCCUGCUUGGGAACUCCUGCCGGUUCACCCCAGACCUGGCACUCAUGUCCUUCAUCCUUUUCUUCGGGACUUACUCCGUGGCCUUGACUCUGAAGAAGUUCAAAUUCAGCCGCUAUUUUCCCACCAAGGUCCGGACCCUGGUGGCUGACUUUUCCAUUGUUUUCUCCAUCUUGCUGUUCUGUGGAAUCGACGCCUGUUUUGGCCUGCAAACCCCCAAGCUGCAUGUGCCUAAUGUCAUCAAGCCCACACGGCCUGAUCGAGGCUGGUUUGUUGCCCCCUUUGGGAAGAACCCUUGGUGGGUGUACCCUGCGAGCAUCCUGCCCGCCCUGCUGGUGACCAUCCUGAUCUUCAUGGACCAGCAGAUCACGGCUGUCAUUGUCAAUCGGAAGGAGAACAAGCUGAAGAAGGCUGCGGGCUACCAUCUGGACCUGUUCUGGGUGGGCAUCCUCAUGGCUCUGUGCUCUUUCACGGGGCUCCCCUGGUAUGUGGCUGCCACGGUCAUCUCCAUUGCUCACAUCGACAGCCUCAAGAUGGAGACAGAGACCAGUGCCCCAGGAGAGCAGCCGCAGUUCCUGGGAGUCAGGGAGCAGAGAGUGACCGGUGUCCUGGUCUUCAUCCUGACAGGCAUCUCCGUCUUCCUGGCUCCCAUCCUGAAGUACAUCCCCAUGCCAGUGCUCUAUGGCGUCUUCCUCUACAUGGGUGUGGCCUCCCUCAAUGGCAUCCAGUUCUGGGAACGCUGUAAGCUUUUCCUCAUGCCAGCCAAGCACCAGCCGGACCAUGCCUUCCUACGCCAUGUGCCCCUUCGCCGGAUCCACCUAUUCACCCUGGUGCAGAUCCUCUGCCUGGCACUACUCUGGAUCCUCAAGUCAACCAUGGCCGCCAUCAUCUUCCCAGUCAUGAUCCUGGGCCUUAUCAUUGUUCGAAGGCUCCUGGACUUGAUUUUCUCCCAGCACGACCUGGCCUGGAUUGACAACAUCCUCCCAGAGAAGGAGAAACAGGAGACAGACAAGAAGAAGAAGAGAAGGAAAGGGGUCUGUGAAAACCCUGAUGAGGAGCCCCAGUUCCUUCCUCCCUCAGUCAUAAAGAUCCCUAUGGAAAGUGCCCCAUCUGAUCCCCAAAACGGUACCCACUGCAUUGCCAGAAAAAGAUCUUCCAGUUGGAGUUACUCAUUCUGACUCCUCCUUCAGUGGCUCAGAACUGGAUCGAAGCAUCACCUUGCACUUCAAAAUCUCUUGUCCGGCUUCACCUGCUUUCAACUACUCUCGGAGUCCGGUCUUCAUGGUGCCGCAGGUGAAGAUAGAGAUGGAGUCUGACCUUGACUUCACAGACAAUGAGGACUGUGGGAGAGAGGUGAGCGGGGAGACCACCCUCUAGCACAGCACUGCUCUUCCCGGCUGAGGACAGGGUGAAGGCUGGCCCCGGCUUCAUCUAGAGUGUGUCAAGCGAGCCCUUCACUUGUUUCCUUAACCACUGACCAGCUAGACAGCUGGAGGCCUUUCCGUGACACCCAACAGGCACAAAGCUCUCCUCAUCCCUUUGCAGUUACUAAAACACCCCAAACAGAACCAUAUGGUCACCAGCAUAGAUAGAACCUUUCUUCUGAAACGAACAAAAAUGUUUUCCAAGGUUACAAGCACAGUGGGCCUGGCCCUAGAAGUGUGGCUGGGCCUUCCACACACUGCAAGGCCAGUUCCAAAGUUAUUAAAGGAAGAACCCGUGCAUGGGCGGAUUGUUUGUUUGACAUAGGUGCUCACUGUGAACCCUCAGCUGUCCUGGAACUCCCUCUGCAGACCAGGCUGGCCUC